UACACCGAUUAGUGAGGUCUGUUGUCAAGCCGAAGUGACGCGUUCACCAUGGUUUCAACUCACUGCGCAUGCGGUCUAGACAGUUAUCACUAUGGCGUCGCGUAUACAAACGUGUAAUGUUGUUUUUAGAGUAUUAAGAGCUUGAAAUCUCCAAACAACGAGGAAAACAUGCACAGUGAUAAGAAAUUAACUAAGGAAGACACGUGGAGACCUGCUGAGCUGAGAAGACACCUCAGGGAAAAAGACUAUGGUGACGGCUAUUCAAGACGGAGAGAAGACAAUGAGAGAAAGCAUCGUGGUGCAGAGUCCGUAGAGAGACAGCACAGAGAUCCAGAGGAGUCCAGACGAGAUAGAGACGAGCUCAAGGAAAGAGAGAGACGACGUGGAGACAGUAGAGACAGACAUGCCGAGCGAAGGAAGGACGGAUCUCGUGACAGGAGAGGUGACAAAGACAGGGAGAGACGAGAUGACUACGACAGGAGAAAACAGGUAGUUGAUGGUAGAGAUAUCAGGGACAGACACAAACAUAAGGAGAAAGAGGAACUAAAAGUAAGGGAGGAGGUCAGGGACAAAAGGAGAGAAGAAAGAGGAAAGGAAAGAAGAAGAGAAGAACUGGAAAGGGAGCACAGGAGAGAGAGAAGGCGGCAUGAUGAAAGGGGUGAAGUAGGUAGAGAUCAGACAGAAAAACUGCACAGAGAGCUGAGGGACAGAGGCGAAUAUGAAGACAAACGGAGAGACAAAGAUGUUCAAGAAGAAAGAAGGCGUUCAGAGCGGACAGAAGAUGGAGCACGUAAAGAAGACCACAGACGACGCAAAGAGGAAGGAGAAAGAAGACACAAGGAGAGAAGACAUCAUGAGGAGAAACGGAAACACAAAAGUGAAUCCAAGGAACGUCAAAACUUGAAAAAAUCUGACAGUGAUGUGUGGAGCUCCCAUGGUGACAGGGAUCAAAUGUUAAGGGACAAGCACAAAGAAAGACAUAAAAAAGAGAAGGACAGUGCAGAUGGAAGGCAUACAGACAGACGACACAGGGAGGCAGAGGAAGCGGACGUAGAGAAAAGCAGUUCCAAGAAAUCCUCAUCGGACAAAAGGAAGGAAGAGAAAAAGGAUGAGAAAGAGCGGCAGCAGACAGCAGACGGACAACAAGGAGAGGACCAUAUAGAAAAUGCAGACUUGGCAGAGCAAGCAUAUGAAGAGGAUUUUGAGGAUUAUGAAGAGGAUUUUGAAGACGUGGAUGAGAGUGCUGAUGAAGGUGAGGAUGAUGAUGGAGAAGCGGAGCAGACUACAGAACAAAGUAAAGAGAUCGAGGCGAUCCGGAGAGCCAUGGCUGAGGAGAACGAGAGGGUCGGAACGGCUCAGUCCAGGAGUAGUACGGCCAGAGAGGAGGAGCAGAACAGACCCAAAUGGUCCAAAGGCUCUGAAAGGAAUGAGAGUAAAACUUCUCGGCAUGGCAAAUUUAUCAACUUUGUGGCUGCAAAGCAACGUGAAAUCAGCAAGAAAGUUGCCACAAAGCAGAAGAAGCGAAGUACAGAGCUGCUUCGUUUAAUCGAUCUGGACUUUUCCAUGACGUUCUCCCUCCUGGACAUCCCUCCUGUCAGUGAAUAUGAAAUGUAUAUAAAGAGCUUUGGAAAUGCCAACACCAAGCAGGCUUACGUUCAGUGUAAUGAGGAUAACACAGACCGAUACGUCCAGACAGAGGAAGUAGAAAUAUGUGAAAAGUGGACUCAGCAUCCCCCUGAAUACAAUGGAGCUUGUGGAGAUCCAAACUUCUCUCAGGACGCACAAGACAAAAGCAGGAUUGACAUCCUUCUCGAUUCACAAUGUCUGAUGUCGUUUCUGAGCUCAGCCUCACAGGUCAUGGUGGUGCUACUGGAGGAAGAUCAGGCAGAGAAGAAAUCCCUGAGAAAGCUGAAGACUCAAACAGAUUCGCUUUCUUUCAGCGAUGGAAGUUUGCAACUCAACACUAAGUUCCCUUUUCUUUUAGGUCGACAGAUUAGUUUGGUGCAGUUCUCUGAGGUUCAGAAGCACAUCAUGCUGUCUGUCCACAUGCCCACAUCCAAAGCCAGCACUGUCGGCCUCGACAGCUGCACCGUCAUCUGUGUGUGGAACAUCUGGGAGCCAUCCAGACCUCAGAAGAUACUCAUCUAUGAAUCAGAGGUCCAGUGUUGCUGCUUCAGCCCAGGAAAGUCCACUCUGGUGUUUGCAGGAACACUGGUUGGCUCUGUGGUGGUGUGGGACCUGAGGGAGUAUGCCAGCAACCAUUACAGAUUAAAGAUGGGUGAUUAUGAGUGGACCUUCAGACAUCCCACCUUUUCCACCGACGCAGUGAUGUCCGGCUCAGGCCAUGUUUCGCCUAUCACCUCCAUAGAGGUCGUUCCCUCUUUUGUUGCUGGAGGACCGAGACCAGAGGUCCCACUUUUAGCCUCUGAGGAAGAAUCAUCAGGAUUGUCGUUCCAACUUGCCUCCUUGGAUGAAAGCGGGAUUUUAAAUUUCUGGGUGGUGGUGGAGCUCCCUAAAGGCAACGAGGCAGGCUCGCCAACAGAUUUAGGUCUCCGUCCCGGGGGAAGAGUGAAGCUGCUUCACAGUUCCUCCCUCCUCACUGUUCCGAGGCCGUCACUAAAAGAGGCAGCAAAAACAAGGCCAUUUCAGACGCUGCUUUUAAAAUACCAUCCAACAGACUCCAAUCAUUUCUUUAUUGGCACCAACCUGGGUCUGGUCAGACAUGGAACAAGUCACGGUUUGAAGGCUCCUCCACAGUUUUACAAGUCCCAGGAGGUGGAAGAAAGAACUGUUGACAUCAACUCAAUCCACUUUUCUCCUUUCAGACCAAAUCUCUUCCUGGUGGGCUGUGCAGAUGGCAGCAUCAGGGUGCAUGCAGUCAGCCACGAUCAGCCUGUGGCAGAAUGGAUGAACAGCACCAGUGGAGAAGCGGUGAUCUCGCUGCAGUGGACCCAGACCAGGCCUGCUGUGUUUUGUGUCCUCGACGCAGCGUCUAACCUUCACAUAUGGGACAUGUUGAAAGAUGAUGGACAGCCUGUUAAGACAGAGACAUUUUGUGCUGAUAGGGUAACAGCUAUGGCUGUGUUUGGAGACUCAGGACAACAAAACACAUACUCAGGAAUUGCGCUGGCACACGAGUCAGGAAACAUAGAGCUGCAAUAUUUCACUCAACCUUUGACGUUGCCCAACCCUGCAGAGGAGGGAAAGUUGGAGAGCUUAAUGACUGAAGCCUUUUGAAACCCUCCAUCUUGACUUUAUACUGAUACCGACUCACUUUAGUGUUACUUUAAAGGUUCAAUUCAUUUGAAAACACAGAAGGAGCAAGUUCAACUAAUACAACUUCUAUAGACAUCAUCCUAUAUACUUUGCUGUUUCUUUAUUUUGUAGUUUAAUGCGAAAUUGAACAAACAUGGGGUGAACAUGGCCAUGAGGGGAAAGUUGUUAAUUCGUCGAUUGUCCUUACUUUAAAAAGAAUAUUGUACACGUUUGUGGAUAUAUGAAAAUAUUUAUACUUUCUGGCUAUAAA
Molecule: messenger RNA, 3526 nt
Organism: Xiphophorus maculatus (southern platyfish)
Lineage: Eukaryota; Metazoa; Chordata; Actinopteri; Cyprinodontiformes; Poeciliidae
Gene: dync2i1
Product: WD repeat domain 60
Exons: 23
Coding region: 169-3237 (1022 amino acids)
Biological process (GO): intraciliary transport
Cellular component (GO): cytoplasmic dynein complex
Molecular function (GO): dynein light chain binding; dynein heavy chain binding
Source: RefSeq, a predicted model, not a curated record